Molecule: messenger RNA, 5847 nt
Organism: Styela clava
Lineage: Eukaryota; Metazoa; Chordata; Ascidiacea; Stolidobranchia; Styelidae
Product: SLIT-ROBO Rho GTPase-activating protein 1-like
Biological process (GO): signal transduction
Molecular function (GO): protein binding
Source: RefSeq, a predicted model, not a curated record
CCCUGAUUGGUAGUUGGUUCUGGAUCUGGAUUAUAACAGUGCAAGUCAAGACAGUUAUUUGUGGGAUUUACUGAUAAUCUGGAAUCAUAAUGAUGUCUAAAAAAGAUAAACCACCUCUGGUUGAGUGCGAUAAUCGAAUUAAAGAAAUUCGUGUGCAGUUGAACGAACAAUUAAAAUGCCUCGAUCAACACACAGAAUCAAGAGUAGCCUUACUGAAUGAUAUUCAAGAUUUCCUCAAAAGAAAGGCGGAAAUUGACAAUGAAUAUGCCAGAAAAGUAGAAGUUUUAUCUGAAAAAUAUUUAUCGAAGCAAAGAGGAUUGUAUGCUCUCAAGAAAGAGCAACCUGAUCUUGAACUUCAAUCACCUGUAAAAUGUUGGUUUCAAAUGUUAGAACAUUGUCAGCGUGGUGGGAAGGAUCAUACAGUUUUAUCUACAAUCUACCUCACACAUCUCGUUCCACAUUUACAAAUAAUUUCGGAAGACAUUGUUAGAUUACAUAAAAGGACUCAUGAGAUCAGCAUUAACUGCCAAGAAACCCUAAUGAAAGAUAUGAGGAAAUUAUAUCAAUCCAUGCAAACAUACCAGCAAUAUUUCACAGAAUGUGUGCAAGCUGAAAACAAAUUAAAACAAGUUGAAAAACAGUUUGAUAAACGAGCUGACAAAAGCACCGAAUCGCCAAAACUUGAUCCAAAAGCUAAACGUUCGUCCUCUUUUAGGAAGUUGGAGAAACUAAAAGAAAAGAGGUCGCAGAAAUUUUCAGAAAAUAAAUUGAAAUCUAUAAAAGCAAGAAAUGAGUAUUUGAUGCAACUCGAAGUUACAAACACGGCCAUUGAUAAAUAUUACAAUACUGAUCUUGCUGCUGUUCUAGAUGCCAAAAGUACAGGAUAUCACGCAUCUCUGAAACGAGCAUGGAUGGCUCAUGAUAAAAUGGAAACUCUUGCCACGGAAGCGAAAGCUCAAUCAUUAUUAGCGUUGCGAAAAACGGUUGAUGAAUUAAACUCUAAUGCUGAUAAGACAAGGUUUCUCGAGUUCAAUUCUAAUCAGUUCUCUUCCCCACCUGAGUUUUUAUUCUGUCCACAUGAUGGCGACCAAGUGAACCAAGUCACCCUCUCUCAAUCUCAACUACAAAGAGAAGCCGAUAAAAGAUAUCAAGAUAUUGAGAGAACUGUGAAACAAAUGCUAGUGGAUGAUGACGAGAUGAGAAAAACUCUUGCAGCAACAGUGCAAUCUAUGGCCGAGCAAGCUGAUUCAUUAAAACAUGAGCUUGAAAGCGCUUUUAUACCCGAUUCAACCAGGGUAGGAGGGGGACCUUCUUCACCCACUUACCCCCAUCCUAUUGAACCAUUUCUCAAUAAAGAAACUGCGAGGGUACGAACAAAACUUGAAGACCAAGAAGUUUUUUAUUUACAGAAAUUUGAAGAUUUCUUAGAAAAAAGCGGCCAACUCAAGAAAUUGAAAAUCAAAAGGGAUUUAUUAAACCAGGCUUUAGGAGAAGGCGGAGGAACUGGAAUAGAUGGAGGCAAUACUUUGAGCAGAUUCAGAUUACCCAAGCAGCCCAACAAGCAAGGCAAAAAAGGCAUGACAGGAAAGCGAAACUCGAGACUUAAUAUGGCGUCUGUGAAAGCAGUAAAAAGCCAUUUUACGAGCGACAUGGAGACUUACUUAAAGGAAACUGGAUGUAGCAUUCCACCUGUGGUUGAAAGUUGUAUUCGUGUUAUUAAUUUAUAUGGAAUGCACCAUCAAGGAAUAUUCAGGGUACCUGGGUCACAUCAAGACAUCUCAGAAAUGAAAACACAAUUUGACAAAGGAGAAGACCCAGUAUCUGAAAUGGAAGAUGAAAUUGACAUUAAUUCGGUCGCAGGAUUAUUGAAACUUUAUUUUCGACAACUUGAUGGAAAGUUAUUUCCUAGUUACGUUGUUGAUGACUUACUGCAAAGUGUCAACAUUCAAGAUUCCGAAAAACGUGUUGAAAGCAUUCGACGUACUUUGUUAAAUGUUCCUGAAUCAGUGUUGGUGGUCAUGAGAUAUUUAUUCGCUUUUCUCAAUCAUUUAUCUCAACAUAACGAUGAAAAUAUGAUGGAUGCCUAUAAUCUUGCUGUAUGUUUUGGACCUACGUUACUACAAGUUCCAGAAUCUUAUGAUCAAGUAUCAUGUCAAGCUAAUGUUAAUGAAAUCAUUAAGACCAUCAUUCUAUACCAUGAGGACAUCUUCCCAGAUUCCUUGGACGGACCCAAAUAUGAAAAAUUGAUGGCGUCAGAAGAAUUUGUUGCUGACGAUUCUGCUUCAUCAGUAACUGUUGAUCAAUCGGCCGCACAUGAUGAGGACGAUAAAGAAGAACAACAUAGUGCUUCGGUGGUUUCAAGUGUUAGCGAUGACGAAUCUGAGCCAUUGUAUGAAGCAAUAGCAAGAUAUGAAUACAAAGGACGAUCAACUAGAGAAUUAUCAUUCCGUAAAGGAGAUAUACUAACCUUAUACAGACGAGCUUCUGAAGAUUGGUGGGAGGGAAAUUUUAAUGGAAAAGAUGGGUUGAUUCCUCAUACUUAUAUUACAGUGCAAGAAAUAGAUGAUUUUUCUGAUAUACUGUCCAGUCGUGCGGAAUCCGAACUCAGUCUGGACAGCAGUGGGACACCUCAGUCUCCACACAGGUCUGAUCCUUUCUUUAUUCAAGCGAAAAGACGUGCAAGUUCCGAGAAUCUAAAUUCACACUCUGAUGCAAGCAGGAUGGCAAUGAAAACCAAAUCUCUCGAUCGCCAUAGUAACGUGCAAGAAUAUUUACAAAAACAUAAACAAAAACCUUCAAAGAAAUCUCGAGGAGCAUCCGAAACUACAGGUCUCAGUACGUCAAGUUCCUUCAAGGAGAGUGGAGUGAGUAGCAUUGAUGAAUCUCCAACUGCUGGUAGUGAGGCAUCGAGAAUGUCCGUUGCGGAACGUGUCGCAAUGUUUAAAAGAAGUACUAGCAAUUCAGCUGGAAUUGAUCCAGGGACUAUUCAACCAAGAGGUUACGGAACGUUACCACGUAUCCGGCUUGAAUCUGGAAAAAAAUCUGACAUCGAAUCAACAAUGAAAUCUGCCUUAGAUGACUUACAAGCAAUAGAACUCAAAAAUCCAUCUCAUCAUAAAGAUACUCCUGAUGUUGUUCGAGAUACUCUUGAAGCGAGAGGAGCAGGACGAGUGCCGACUCGUAAAGGAGGAUCAGUACGUGGCGAACGUUUAAUUGGAAUCAACACUGCCGCAGAAUUGAAGAAAAUUACCAGUGGGGCGAACAAUAAUAAUAACAACAGUAUUGAAAACGAGGGACGCUAUUCUCCUUUCGCAGUUGCGCAAUCUCUACCUAGCCAAUCAGUAAACGCACGGUCUGCAAUGAAAGUCGGGGUGAUGAAACAAGGACAACGAAAAAAUUCAGUUAAAUUUUGAUCGAUUUUUUUUAAGUUGACCAAGAUGAAAUAGAGUGAACUGUAUAAGGCUAUCACUAGGCUCAUAAUGAAAAAAAAACUUCACGCUUGGAUAAAAGCUUCCGAAGACCAGAGUGGGUUUGGUUAGGAAGUGCCACUGCUUGAAAAUUUUCAAAUUUACAUGAACCUAUUUUAUUAUAAAUGGAUGUUUUUUUUAUUUCAUAUUCUUAUUUCUAGGUGAACUAACCUUACUUACUUAAACUGAUGGCACUUAUCAAGAUUAGUUCAUAGAUGAUAUGUUUUUUCAGUAAUCAUAAAAUGAAGAAGUGAAUUUCGAUGUCAAAAAACUACGAGAUGAAUAUGUUUUCAUGUUUGAAUUUUGAUUUAGUAGAAAUUGGUGGCUUAUCAUUUAGUCCCAUUUGAACUUAAUAAUUGUACUUCAUUCCUUAUAGACUUAUUCAUAAGUGUUGCAAAAUAUGUUUUGACAAAUCCAGAGGGAAAAUUGUUGCACUCUUCUUGGGCCCAAUAUGUGUUUUGCGUUUUUCUAUUACAUAAUGUGUUAAUUCAUUUGUCAUCAAGUACUCGCUUAUCUUACACAUCUUGCUUUAGUUUAGACAGUUCCAUUUUUAUCAUCUUAAUGUGUUAUCAAAAGAGAUAAGAUUAAAGAAUUUUUAUUAAUUUUUGUUGUUCAGAUUAUUAUUAUGGUUGAAGUUUUGUUUUUGUUAUGUUAAACUAGUGACGAUAGUUUAUUUUAUAAUCGUUUUGAGUUUUUCAUCGAUCUCUAAAUUAUCAAUCAGAAAUGAAGAUAGUGUUCAUAGAUCAUUCAUAUGGAAGAGUUACCAGAUCAUGAUGCAUGCAGCAAUGCUGUGAUAUUCUUACAAAUGCUUAAUAUUAUUCUAAAUCUGCCAUGAAUGCUUAUAAAUCUGCUAGUGGAUGUUGUUCCAUUAAGGAGCUUCUGCAUUUCUCACUCAACAAAUUUUAUGAAAUUUGAAAGAGAAAAUAUUAUGAAAUGGUAGCUCUAUUAUAUAAUCGUUAUAAGUUAUCAUAGAAUAAUUAUUAACCCCUUGAAGACAUCUCGAAUGUUUGAAGAAUUUUCCACUUCAUCUGAGAUGAGGGUUGAUAUUUCUUCUUUUUUAAGAUAGGUUUUUCCUGCCUAAUAUAAUAAUGAUCGUUCAAUUUCACUCCAUCGUUAGAAAAUUGUUCGUAGAAAAACUACCUACUCUACACAGAUCAAAAGUAUUCGAAAAUAUUGUUGUAUAGUUAAUGAAAUAUGUCAGUUAUAUUAUAGUUAGUUUUGAAGUAAUAUAUUAUUGUUUACAACAGCAAUGUUGUUUUGUUCAUUCUAAUUUGUCUUGCCUUCUUAAUAUUCACCUUAAAUUACUCUUUCUUUGUAAUAGCACGUUGGGUUCUCACUUCAACAUCUGGUUGUUUUAAGCACUCACGAAACUCAUCAACAAGCCAUAUGUCUCAUUUUUGAUCACCAUUGUUUCCUUCGCAGCAACUUACUCUAGUAAAUUUUAAAGACAAUUAGCUUUUUAUUUAGAACAUUGUAAAAACAAUCCAUGCUAUAUUGUGGAACUACAGUUCUUGUAUUCUGGCAUUAGUUUAGUUAUAACCUCAUUUUUUGAGGUAUUAGUUUGGUUAUAACCUCAUUUUUUAAGGUUUUGUACUAUUACAGACUAUCGCUUGGUGAAUUUAUUCUAUCUUUUCUGUAUUGAGUAUAUUUUACUUCCCAAGUCUGUCAUAAAUUUCAGAGGUAGUGUACUCAAUUUUAUUAUGUCAUACGUGAGUAUACUUGAUAUCACGCUACUUGCAUAUUGUCUCUCUUGUAUUGCGUCUGUAAUAAAAUUCCUUUGGGCGGUUUUGAUGGUUAGAGUGCUGUUCUUGUAUCAUAAAUGUGAUAUAUGAUAAUCAUGACUGAAUCUACAACCCUGUUGAAUACUGAAUUCUUAAUUGGAGCCAAUCAGAACUAUUCUUAUAAACUAAGUGUUAUCAUCAAUCUAGUAAUCAUUGUCUUAUCUGCAUGUAAGAUUUGAAUGAAUUGUCUUCAUAGGUAUUCCAUUGUAACUUCCCAUUUUGGUCAACCUUUGUAUUGAUGUAUUUUGUUUUCCAUUUAAGACGAAUGUUAUUUUGUAUAAAUUUAUUUUGGUGGCCUUAACCUAUUAUUUCUGUUAGGCCUUAUCAUAUAUUAAUGUACUUGUUGCAAGUUAUAUAUACACGGCCAGUUUAAGAGGCUAUGGGUGAUUUUGCUUGUGCCCAUGUGUGAUCGAGGAUGUUUCAUAAUGCAUCUCUUAAUUUUAUGUCAUUAUUUUUUGUUGUUUGUUGUUAAAUCUAGCCUAUGUUGGGUGUUUGCAAGUAUUUCUAUAUACUUACUAUUAUUGAUAUUAUUACAGUUAUUUUGUCUUUGCUUCUUUGAAGCAGAGUUAUGUUUCAAUAAACUGGAUUUAUCGAGUCGA